Messenger RNA from Ipomoea nil (Japanese morning glory), 1125 nucleotides. RefSeq lists its product as uncharacterized. The record is from RefSeq and is a predicted model, not a curated record. The transcript is spliced from 5 exons. Bases 333 to 839 code for a protein of 168 amino acids. Lineage: Eukaryota; Viridiplantae; Streptophyta; Magnoliopsida; Solanales; Convolvulaceae.
AGGAAAGAAAUCAAGGAACAGAGAAAUCCUGUGUCAUUAUUCUAUCUGGUUGAGCAAAUAGUUGUCUUCCGAACAACCACUCCGGGUGGGGCCCGCAGCCGACGCCUCCAAAAUCUCACCUAAUAAGCCAGCAAUCCAUCUUCCCCGUAAACCCUCCGGUGGACGACAGCGGCGGCGAGGCGGCCGUUUCCGAUUCUCAAAGUUCGCCCCCAAAACAACCCCCAAUUGAAGCAAAGAACAUAACUUUAACAUUUUCAUUUUCUUCCUAAUUCAAGGAAUUCGUAGUUAUAAUCCCUCCUACCCUAAUUCUGUCCUCUUUUAAUCGACAAGCGAUGGACGAGGUGAUGACGGUGGGGGAUGCAUCGGCCAGCGCUCGAUCCUACUCCUUGGAGCCAUCCGUCGUGCCUUCCAACCUCCCUCUUCUCACCGCUUUCCUCGCCUGCGCUAUCGCUCAAUUUCUCAAGCUUUUCACCACUUGGUUUAAGGAGAAGAGAUGGGAUUCAAGAAGGAUGCUAAGCUCCGGUGGAAUGCCGUCCUCGCAUGCCGCCACAGUUACUGCCCUUGCCAUGGCAAUUGGACUGCAAGAUGGAGCUGGGGGAUCAUCUUUUGCUAUUGCACUGGUUUUGGCUUGUGUUGUAAUGUAUGAUGCUACUGGGGUUAGGCAACAUGCUGGUCGACAAGCUGAAUUGUUAAAUCAAAUUGUUUGUGAAUUGCCUCCUGAACAUCCGGUUGCUAGUGUUAGACCUUUACGGGAUUCUCUUGGCCACACGCCUCUUCAGGUUCUUGCUGGUGCAUUUCUUGGAUGUCUAGUUGCAUACGUAAUGAGAAGAUCGAGUUAGGGGCAAGCCAUCCGGGAUGCUCUCCAGCGCGGUAUCACAUCCUUAGAUGUAAGUAGGCCCCCAAGCAAUUUAGCCUUCGGACAGAAUUUGGGGUGCGGGGGGGGGGGGGGGGGUGUGACUCCUAAUAUACCAAAAUGAAUUUAAACUUGAAAAUUAUAUAAUUACUAGAUGCUUCCUUGUUAUGUACUUUAUGCAGCAGUGUAAUGAACUACCAAGUAAUGUUACUUUGCAUUUAUUCAGAGUUUUGUCACAAAAAUUUGAUGCAGUAUAGCUACGAAUACUAGUA